AGUCUAGGCAGUCGAACAAGUUAAGAAUUCUCCCGUUUUCAUGUUUAUAUUGUCAAAAUCGGGUUACAAAAAGUACACACAAUUGCGGUAUGUCGAUUGGCCGACCGCUGGAAUUGGAAGACAGUUCAAUUUACUUCUCCGACGCUGCCGACAACGACGCCUUCCGGGAUAUCGCCGCCGAGCAACGCCGCGAAUUGAUGGCAGCGAAGGCUGUGGACUCCGACCUUGACUUAGCAUUUAAUAUUCAACUCCAAGAAGCCAUCAAUGCAUCUCUUUCUCUAAACCAGAACCAACCCUCUUCCUCCACUUCCUCGGACUCUCCUCCCCAACCCCAGUCGAAUUCCCGUCAGUUAGACGAGGACUUCUCGAAUUUCACUGACCUCCAGUCUGGUGAGCUUCUAAAACUCGAGCAGGAACUUAAUGACCAUAUAAUCUCCGAAGCGGAAUUUAAUAAAUUGAAGAGUGAUCUCCACCGCAUGAUCCAUGACCAUCGUGUAGCUUUUGAAAUCUCGAGAAUGUCAGACGACGAGUGGGAGGAAUGGGGGGACAAUUUUGAGCAGCCCUUUGGCGAGGGCACUUCCAAAGGUGUGAAUAACGAGAUUUUUAGGAUUUAUUUUAAGGGCUUACUGGAGGACUUGCCAAACGGCACUGUUCUGGGCGGGAUUGGUGUAGCAAUAUGUGAUUCUAGGGACAACUUAUUGUUCGAAUUGCGAAAGCCAUUGGUCGGAAAUGGGACGAGCAGGCGGUGCGCGGAAAUCAGGGCUUUGAUCGAGGGUCUCAACGCCGCACUGGAGCUAGAUUUGGAAAGGGUCGUUCUUUAUUGCGACUACUUUCCGGUUUUCCAAUUUAUUACAGGCAAAUGGCCAGCAAAACAGCCGAAGGUUUCUGCUCUAGUGAAUCAAGUUUAUCACCUUCGCAAAAAGCUUACAUACUGCCAGCCAUCUCUUGUGGCUCGAAAUGACAUUAAGUUUGCAUUUAAGCUCGCAAGACAAGCUAUAGUGUCUCAGAUGAACAAGCCUGCAGAAUGUAAUGGUUCUAGGAAUUCACAGGAGACUUGUGUGAUUUGUUUAGAGGACACAAAUAUUGAUGAAAUCUUCUCAAUCGACGAUUGUAUGCACCGUUAUUGCUUUUCUUGCAUGAAACAACACGUAGAAGUGAAGUUACUCCACGGGAUGCUGCCUAAAUGCCCGCAUGAAGGCUGCAAUAUUGAACUGAAAAUUGAUACAUGUAGCAAAUUUUUGACGCCUAGAUUGACUGAAAUUUGGAAUCAACGCAUUAUCACCAGGAAACUUGUCUCUCUGAUUCCACUCUGCAUGUCAUUUUUGUGCUCUGCUUUAUGCCCAUUGAAAACUUCUGAGCUCUGUUUUAGACUUGGUGUUUCUGGACCUUUUGGAAAAUAUGUUACUGUUCGUCAUUGUUCCAUUGGCAUUAUGAUUAAGCUCGAGCUCUUCUCGAAGAUGCCCAAUCCAGAUAAAAAAGAUGUGGUCAUGAAUUUUGCUAUACUUGUGGAGCUGAGUGGAAAAACAAGGAAGCUACUUCCUUCUCUUCCUUCUCUCUCGACGACGGCUUCUCUCUCAAACACUGCAACCAACAAUGAAGGAGAUGUGCCAAUGUCGGCACAGGCGUGGAGAGGCGACCCUGCAGUGGUGGUGGUGGCAGUCAACGAUGGUGAUGUGUGUAUUCGAGCUAGCGGUGGCGACUUUAUAGUGGAUCUAGUGUUACUGAAGAAUUUUUUUGGCGCCGGAAUGGAAGUGAACGAAGACAUCUCCACCCUGCUGGAUGCGCAACGCCGUGAAGUUGCGGCGGCGCAAAACCUUGAGUCUGACCUCUCCUACGCCUUCCAACUUCAACUCCAAGAAGCUCUCACCGCAUCCCUCCCGGUCGACGCUGCUUCGUCCUCAAACCCAAUAACUAUAUCAGACGAAGUUGUUUCCGAACCUAGUUACCUGGAAACCCUUGAAGAUGAACUUUUGACGUUUGAGCGGGAACUUCUCGAUUAUUACGAAGCCGAGGAGGUAAUGAAGCGAUUCAAACUCGACCUAGACCGUCAGGUCCACGAUCAUGCUUUUGCCUGUGAAAUUUCGAAUAUUCCGGAGGAGGAGUGGAUAAAAACGGGGGGUAAUUUAGAGAGGCCGUAUGGAGGAGGCUCGACGACUUCAAAUGGUCAGGAUUUUAACUUUAGGGUUUAUAUCAAGGGUUUGGUUGAUAAGAUGGUGGGUGGGAUUGGAGUGGCUAUAUGCGAUGGAAAUGAUGGCUUGGUAUUUGAGGUGAGCAAGGGUUUAAUUGGGAAUGACCGCGAAUUAAACGCUAUGGUAGUUGAAGUGAAAGCACUAAUUGAAGGGCUUGAAGUUGCUACGAUGCUGGGUUUGAAGAGACUUUCAAUUGUUUGUGAUAGUGCUUUGCUGCAUCAAUUCAUAACAGGGAAAAACCACCAAAUGCAGGCAAAUGUUGCAUCAUUGGCUUCUCAGAUGAACCUUCUUCUGAGAGAAUUCACUUAUUAUGAAGCAACUAUUGUGGCACACAAGGAUAUUAAGUUUGCAUUUGAGCUUGCAAGGAAAGCAAUAGCCUCCCAGGUCAAUCAAUCUGCAGGAAAUAACAAUGGGAAGAAAAGGAUUGAGACUUGUGCAAUUUGCUUGGAAGAUAUAUUUGCAGAUGAAAUGUUCUUAAUUAGGGAUUGUCUCCACAGCUACUGCUUUUCUUGUUUGUCCAAACACGUCCAAUCUAAAUUGCUUCAGGGAAUGCUACCUAAAUGCCCAUAUGAGAAAUGCCAGUCUGAGCUGAAACUUGAAAGCUGCAAAACAUUUUUGACUCCUGAGUUAUUUGAUAUUAUGAGCACACGUGUGAAGGAAGCAUCCAUUCCUGUGGCAGAGAAGAUUUACUGCCCAUAUCCUAUGUGUUCUACUUUAUUUUCAAAAGCUGAGCUUCAAGGAUAUACAGUCGGUGUUAUUGAAGGAUUGGCUGCCAGAAAAUGCCCAAAAUGCCUUGGCAUUUUCUGUAUCAAUUGCAAAGUCCCCUGGCAUAGUAAUAUGAGUUGCGUUGCCUAUGAAAGAUUGAACCCCGAUCCCUCUGGUGAAGAUCAGAAACUAAAAUCUUUGGCUACUAGGAAUCUCUGGCGUCAGUGUCCGAAAUGCAGUCAUAUGGUUUCACUUGCUGAGGGUUGCUACCACAUUUAUUGCAGAUGUGGACACGAGUUUUGCUACACGUGCGGAGCUGAAUGGAGAAACAAGAGGGCCACCUGCCGGUGUCCUAUCUGGGACGAACGCAACAUUGUGUACGAUCGUUGAAAUGGAAACAGUAGGAGAAAUUCCAUUUCAAUAUAAAGCAUAUCGCCAUUAGUCUUAUUAUAGUAACUAGUGGAGUAAGUAGCAAUGGUUUAAACAAGUUUAAAGAGAGAGAGAGAGAGAGAGAGUUCACAAGUAAAACUGGUGAGUUCUUCGACUUGGGAAAAGCUAAAAUCUUACAUGCAAGUCUCUCUUGGGUAUAUUUAAGUACUGUUCAGGCUUAUCCUAUAAUUGUUGGAUGUAUGAAGGGUAUGUUGGCUUUUGCGGUACUUGACGAGUGACAAGUUCUAGAACGAAUGAAAUGUUAAUCGGUUUCUAAAUUUCAGCAUGUUUACUAAGAAAAAAAAUAUAAUGUAAAUUUAAAUUUAUCUUUAAAGUGAA
Olea europaea var. sylvestris is the source of this 3662-nucleotide messenger RNA. RefSeq lists its product as uncharacterized. The transcript is spliced from 11 exons. The record is from RefSeq and is a predicted model, not a curated record. The coding region runs from base 90 to 3284 and encodes 1064 amino acids. Lineage: Eukaryota; Viridiplantae; Streptophyta; Magnoliopsida; Lamiales; Oleaceae. Gene Ontology annotation, molecular function: ubiquitin protein ligase activity; zinc ion binding; RNA-DNA hybrid ribonuclease activity. Gene Ontology annotation, biological process: ubiquitin-dependent protein catabolic process; positive regulation of proteasomal ubiquitin-dependent protein catabolic process; protein polyubiquitination. Gene Ontology annotation, cellular component: cytoplasm; ubiquitin ligase complex.